Molecule: messenger RNA, 3228 nt
Organism: Rhinichthys klamathensis goyatoka
Lineage: Eukaryota; Metazoa; Chordata; Actinopteri; Cypriniformes; Leuciscidae
Gene: fam117bb
Product: family with sequence similarity 117 member Bb
Exons: 9
Coding region: 230-2059 (609 amino acids)
Source: RefSeq, a predicted model, not a curated record
AUCAUAGGCGAGGAGGCAGAGCGCUGGAUCGAGUUGACGGUGCGUGGCUCUGAUUCUCUCUCAGUUUUACUUGAGCUCGCGAAACGGCGCAGCUUCGCCAGUCAGGGAGCAGAAGGCAGACAUCACAUGGAGUGACAAGGGCACCAAAGACCAUUAACCACCCCAGAAAGCCGUAAACGUACGUUUCAAGUGUUCAUGUUGAGAUUUGUGUGAUUCCCCAGCGAACAAAAUGUCUCAAAAAGUUCGCAAAAACGGAUCUCCGACGUCUAACUGCAGCGGAGUGACCGCGGGAAGCCCGAGCGGAUCCCCGGGGAUCAGCGCCGCUGGAGUGAGUUCACUGGGUCGCCUGCUGCCCAUGAAAGCCACGGUUCCCUUCCAGCUGAAAACGCAGACACAGCACCCUCUACAGACACGGACAGUCCUCUCCACCGGUAACGUUAACGGUAAAUGCCACAGCAGCGGAUCCCACAGCCGGAGCCCCACGCGAUCCCUUUCCUCCAGUGCCUCAAACGUUUCUGCAGCCACGUCCACUUCCUCUGCGACGUGUUCACAGUUCAUCGCGGCCACAGCGGUUUCCUCCGCUCCUUCCUCCUCAUCAUCUUCAUCUUCAUCAUCAUCAUCAUCAUCAUCAAGAACUAGCCCCAUUAUCGCCGUGCACGCGUCAAACCCUAGAGUGUCCCACGCGCAGGUACCUGUGGCAUCCUCGUCAUCACCCUACACAGGUGUGCACGUGAGCCCCCCGUGCUGCUCUCCCUCCCAGCAGAUCAGCUGCAACUGGGACACUUUAGCCCUUACUUCUAAUUUAUCGUCUUCCUCCUCGUCGUUGUGGUCCUGCGGUCUCAGGGCCAAACACCUCCAGACCCCUGAACAUGACAGGCUGUCUCCAGAGAGGCUCAGCCCCAGCUCACCUGUCUUCACAGACAAGCAUAGACUUCCUGUGGCAGGGUCUUGGUGUACCACCAGCAAUAACGGUAGCAUUCGUCGCACCUCCUCUUUGGACGCGCUCACAGCCCCUUACCUGUCCGGACACUGGCCCCGGGACGUCAUCCACGCCCCUUGCGCCCCUUGCAUGAGGGACAAAUCCACCCAGACCCCCAGUGCCUGGGCCGAUGAAUGCGGAGAGAAGAAGAGGAGCUGUCACAAGCGCUCAGCCUCCUGCGGCAGCACUGACCAGCUAAAAGAGAUUGUGAAGCUGAGACAGCAGCUCCAGCGCAGUAAACACAGCAGCCGUCACCAUCGCGACAAGGACCGCAAAUCUCCCUUCAAUGGCAACCAUGCUGCUUUCAUCCAAUCACAGGCUCCUAUUCCAAAGAGUGUCCUGAUCUCUAUUCCCAUCUCCAAGUCUUCCGUCUCUCGUUUCCGGAACAGCGUGGAGGGGCUGAAUCAGGAGAUCGAGCGCAUCAUUAUCCGAGACACAGGAGACAGAGAGGAGCAGCUUAUUCCUCAGGAGGCUCCAGACGGGCAUCGGGCUCCUCUGCCCCUCUGCCAACGCAGUGCCAGCUCCCGCAGCAUCGACACGCAGACGCCCCUGGGCACCGCAGCGGGCAGUAACCACAGCAACAGCAGCAGCCGUUCUCAGUCCAUCUCACCCACGUUCCUAAACGUGCCAAGUGAGCCCUGCAGCGAUAGUCCGUCUCCCCACGAGGACGAGACUCUGGCUGACGGCUGUGAGAAAGAUAUGGCCCCCAUCUCGCCGCUACCCAAAUACGCCUCAUCCCCGAAGCCGAACAACAGCUACAUGUUCAAACGCGAGCCACCCGAGGGCUGCGAGCGAGUCAAGGUCUUCACAGAGGAAACACAGGCCAGGCCUCCACGAGAGAUCCCACAGUUCCUGUGCCCAGAUAGGAACAAGGUCAACUUCAUCCCCAAGAGCGGCUCCGCGUUCUGCCUGGUCAGCAUUCCCAAGCCGCUGAUGCCCACACAGGAGCUCAACAACCUCAAGAACCAGAGCGCCGCCCGCCUCACGCCCGAACCCGAGCCGAGAGUCUCGCGGAGAACCUGCAUGCUUUCCCAGCAGCCCUCAGGCUCCUCCCCCUCCUCCUGUCUGUCAGAGAGUUAGACACGCCCCUCGUCGAGCGUCCUAGCAACUGCAUCCACACACUCUGCACAUUUCAAUAAUCGAACGUGAUAAAAAAAAAUCGGACUCUCGGAGAACAAAGUGUUUAUUAAUAAACGACGGCUUUCGUUGGGUGAAAAGAAGAUGAAACGGUUGCCUUUCGCUAUGCACAUUUUUAGCUUUGUGCUUGUUCUCAAAGAACAAAGAGGCCAUUUUGGGGGUUUUGGGUUUGGGAUAAAUGUAUGUAGCUUUAUAUUAUUGCUCUACCUUUCAUAGAGCGAACCUGAGAAUGUGUCUCGGAUCACUAUGAAUAGUGGCUACAUGGAUCUGUUUUUGUGAGACACAAUGUAUAUUUUAUAAUAGUUUGCAGUGGAUCGCGUUUGCGAGAAUCGUUUCUAUCGUACUAGGACCAGCACAUCAUUGAAUACAAAUGAUGCCAUUUCAAGUGAGACCAAGAGACCUGGUAGGAUGAAUUCUGGGUUGAUGAAGGUCUCUCGGACUGAAUCGUUGUCACAGUUGCAGGCCUUCUCCGUUCAGUCCAGACAAAAGCAGCAGGGGAACAGGAGGGACCGGUUCUCUGCCUUUUCUCCUCUACCUUUCUCACUGGCGGUGGCGGCGAGGAGACAGAAAGGUGUUAAAGAUAAGAAUAGCGAGUGUGAGAGAAAUCGCCACGUUUGACGGCUACAGGACGAGUGGCCUGUAAACCUGAUUCUUUUUGUUUGCAUAGCUGUAAAAUGCGUUUCAAAUGCAUAUGGGUCCAAACUCUGACCUUCAAACCCAGCAGGGAACAAAGUGAGAGGAGGGCACGACAGGAUCUGGGUGGACAGACAGAUGGAGUGUUUUCUCGCCUCUCACAAUGAUUAAGCCGAUUUAGCUCCAGGAAUGUUUGGAAAAAAGAACACAAUAAGAACAAAAUCGAAUUGCGAAAAUGUAACGCAUAAAAUGUCCAGGUAGUUACCAAUUCAGAUCAGAACAUUCAUGUAAUGUUUCCUGUGAUAUCCAAUGAAAUAGUUUACAAAGUCAGAGCACAUUAUUGUCACCAGAUUGAUUUAAUGCAUGCAGUCUUGGAAAUUUCAGUCAAGUGUGCGUGUGUGUGUGUGUGUGUGUGUGUGUGUGUAUUCAAGCAAUUAAAAACAGCACAGAUUUUCUGUCCGUUUCCGUGUCUAAAUGAA